Trifolium pratense (red clover) is the source of this 528-nucleotide messenger RNA. Its product is annotated as MDIS1-interacting receptor like kinase 2-like. The record is from RefSeq and is a predicted model, not a curated record. Gene Ontology annotation, molecular function: protein kinase activity; ATP binding. The transcript is spliced from 2 exons. Gene Ontology annotation, biological process: protein phosphorylation. The coding region runs from base 1 to 528 and encodes 175 amino acids. Lineage: Eukaryota; Viridiplantae; Streptophyta; Magnoliopsida; Fabales; Fabaceae.
AUGGACAAAAUUUUGAAAGAUGAUGAACUAGCAACUGCAUUUGAUUGGAAUAAGAGGGUGAAUGUCAUUAAAGAUGUUGCAAAUGCUCUAUGCUAUAUGCAUCAUCAUUGUUCACCUCCGAUCAUUCAUCGUGAUAUAUCCAGCAAGAAUGUUAUUUUGGAUUUGGAAUAUGUGGCUCAUGUAUCAGACUUCGGACAGCUAAGUUUCUUAAUCCCGAUUCUUCCAACUGGACCUCUUUUGUGGGCACAUUUGGAUAUGCUGCAACGGGUUAAUUUCCUCUUUCAACUUGCAUACACAAUGGAAGUAAAUGAAAAGUGUGAUGUGUAUAGUUUUGGUGUGUUAACCAUGGAAAUACUGUUUGGAAAGCAUCCCGGAGAUGUUGUAUCUGCUUUGUUGCAAUCAAGUCGUAUAUACCAAACAAUUGAUGCUAUGUCAUUGAAUGAUAAGUUGGAUCAACGCCUUCCUCGUCCUACGAAUGAUAUUGGAAAAGAAGUGGUAUCAAUUAUGAGAAUUGCAUGUCUUAAUUGA